This is a messenger RNA of Heteronotia binoei (common prickly gecko), 1455 nucleotides long. RefSeq names its product stabilizer of axonemal microtubules 5 (gene SAXO5). Lineage: Eukaryota; Metazoa; Chordata; Lepidosauria; Squamata; Gekkonidae. The transcript has 8 exons. The record is from RefSeq and is a predicted model, not a curated record. The coding region runs from base 1 to 1455 and encodes 484 amino acids.
AUGGAGAAGCCCCUCUGCCCACAGAUCCCGGCUCCCCCCCACGGGCCCGCCUUUCUCCAGGCUUCCCACUUCCAGCUUGCUUUCGAUCGCCGUCCCGAAGGCAGCACCGUGGUCUCCCCCUACCGCUUGGACUACCCUCCUCGCUGGGGCACCUACCUGCGGGAGCCCAUCCUGCCCCCUGAGUGCGCCGGCGUGUUGAAUCAGGACAUGGGUGACCCCUGGGAGACCAGGACCGAGUUUCUGACCUCCUACCCCCCGUGGCCCGUGGCAGCAAGGCCGGACAUCACCCCCCCGGCCGGCAGCCUUCAGAUGCAUGCCGACCCCCGGCACCACGUCUUCACCUCCAGCACCCGAGAGCACUACCCGUAUCCUUCUCAGGUGCUGCCCACACAACCCUGCCGAGUGGACAAAUGGGAUGACAGCAUCCCCGGGGGGGACAAGGAGAAGACGCUCCUGCCCCCCUCACUCUACCAGCAAUCCUACCCAGCUCACAAAGAGCUCCCCGUGGCAGUCCGGGCCCCAAACCAGCACCUGGGCAGUGACUCCACCCUGAAGGGGGAUGGCAGGGUCCGUUUCGGUAGCUCCUACAGAUCCCAGUACGCAGGCAAAUGGGCCCCUGCGCCCGAGCGCUGCCAUGAGGGCCUGAUUUCGGUGGUGCUCGGUGACCCCCGCUGCCACGACACUGCGAGUGAACAACAGCGUGCGUAUGCUGCCCCCCACCCUGCUGAUCUGUGCCGCUACGACUCCCAGCGAGCCGCCAGGCAGCUCUUCCAGACCAAUUUCCAAGCGGGUGAUGGACGCCAGCGUCUUUCCACCAUUGCGAAAGAAGCAUUUCAGCGGAAGGAGGCUGGUCGUCCCUCCUUUAAAUGGCCCUACCGGAACAUGUCGUCCAUCCUCCAAGGGGAGCCAGGUCCCCAGUGGAACACAGGGGCCUCCACCACCAGCGGCUCUGCCUUCUACUACCGGGAGCCAAGCCUCAGGGAGCUGAAGCCCCAGCAGCCAAGAAGCCUGGAAAGUCAGCUGGCCAGAUGCCUGGGAGACCAGCGCUUAAGAUCCUUCAGCACCACCCAGCAGUCGGAUUACAGCCCCCCCCAGACUCACAGGAUGUGCCCCCAAAGCAGUGACCUGAUGAAGAGCAGCAUCUCCUUCAACUGCCCUGAUGCUGGCUUCACCACCACCACCCACGAGAUGCUCGCCCCUCACCGGCCCCAGAAGCACCAGAUCUCAGAGGAACUCCUCCAGAAGAUAAAACGCUCCCAUCUGGUCCACCCUUGGGAGGGGCAACGGUGGUUCAGCACCGAACAGCGAGAGGCCUACUGGAACAAGUACAGCGGGCCGAUCCUGCUCGUCGCGGGCGACUCCCAGCGCAGCAGCAUCCCUCUGGGGACCAUGAAGAACUUCCAGCGCCACAGGCCCAAAUGGCCCCCAGGGAUCCAGGCCCAGAGCAAGAAAUAA